UUCUUUUUUUUUUUUUACUGAAGACAGCCUUUUUCUUACCUGUUAUCCCUAUUUUCCCAUUGUCAUCUGUGAUUCGGGAUAGAGCCCAACCCAGAGCUCCAGCCCGGGGACUCUUCCCCAGGUUGAAAGAGAAGGAGACAAUAUGGUGUCCUGGAAAGAUAAUGGCCCACUGACUCAGACAGAUGUGCGCCCUGUUCUCUGGGGAAAACUACUCCAACUCUGAGCACCCCUGGUCUUCAACUUAAGAUGAGAUCAAUUAUUUAUAACCUAUGAAGUUGUUCAGAGAAUUUACAGAGAUCAAGUGUGUAACAACCCAAAGAAUGUUUGACACCAACUAGGAUCUUAAUAUCUGUUCCCUCUCCUUUGCCAUUACCCAUGUGUGUUACUAAGUCUUAACAACUGUAUCAGAUAUACCUCUGAUAGUCCUCUUUUCACUUAUGAGGUCACAGAGGCACAGAGAGGUUCAGUAACUUGUUUAAGAUCACUCAGAAGGUAGGUAGCACACUUGGGCUUCCAUCCCAGGUGUGCAGGGAGUACCCUCCUAGUGAAGAUUAUGUGAUGGAUCAUACUAGGGUGAGCAUAUGUUUGGCUCUGGGAAUGAGCAGUCUCAGAUAAAUGGGCCCCACAUUCACUCUCUCCCCAUGACAGGGGAAUCUGCCAUUACCAUUGCCUGUCUUCUGUGUCGUGACUACUGACUGCAGGGUUAAGGCCAGGAAUUUCAUCCUGCAAGCUUUCAAGAAGGGGCUGUCAGUAGAAAGGCACCAUUCCCUUGUGCCUCUCAGGAUAAACCACACCAACUAUGCCAUUCCUUUUCCAUCAGAUGUCUUUGGUUACCUGGUAUGUGCAAGGCAUCAUUUGGUGCUGAAGAGAAAGCAGUGAACACAACACAUGAAAUUCUUGCACUCCUGGAGCUUUCGUUCUUGUGAGAGGAGAGAGACAAAAUAAACAUAAAUACGGAAAAGCUAUGGAAUGACAAAUCGGGUUAAGUCCUCUGGAGAAAAGUCAGACAGGGAAGGGGCAUGAGCAGUGCGGUCAGGGAGUUUUGCACACAGAUAUAAAUAUAUUGGGAGAAGCUUCCUGAUAGGAUACCACUUAGUGGAGGCAAGAGAGAUGGCACGAAUAUAUGUCACCAUCUGGAGGUAGUAAGGUCAAGGCGGGGAACUGUGGGAAACUCAUUUCCAGCCCUCUCUACCUCCCCUCCAGUCACCCUUUCUAGUGUCUAAUCCAAAUAUAUCUUCCUCUUUUUCCCCAUAACACCCAGUGUAAGUCUGUCCCACUGUAAUAAUUUAUGAUCUUUGUCUCCCUCGAAAAAAUUAAUAACUGAGCCUUGAGGGAAACUGAGAUCAUCUUCACUUCCUCACCUGUUUUUCCUGGGCUGUCCCAUCCAUCCUUCAGAGGGAUGCUACACUGGGCAGUCAGAUCAUCUCUGGAGUCAGGUUCUGAUCCUGGUGACUUACUGUGUGAGGGAUGAGUACCACUGGAGGUCAUGCUGAGGCAAGUGCCUGGGAUGGUUAUGGUACUUGAAAAGGACUGAGCAACUCACUCACAAGUACUCAGUGACCCCAGCUUUGUUAUAUCUGAAAGACAUCUGAAAUACAACCGAAGUGAAGAGGUACCAGGGAGAGAUUCUACACCAAUGUUAAUUCUUAUCUUAUGAUAGAUCUAAUAAAAUGAAAUGAGUGUUUGGGUGGCUUGAAUUCUAAGAAGCUGGAGGAAUGCAAACACAGACAGGGUGUACCCUCUUCUGGGAAUGUUGUAGAGAGGAUUCAGUUGGUUUGAUCUGAAAUUUAUGAUUCUGUGAUUCUAGUGAGAUGCCUGAGGGCAGGUGAUAGGAAUAAAUAAAGCUGGAACAUCCCACCAGGACCUUCUCAAGAAUGGGCUCCAGGAUGUUCCGGCUGCUUCUGCUGGGCAUAUUCACAGCGCUCUUCAUGGAUGAGGGCGACAGAGUCCUGACAUCGAAAUGGAUUCGAUAUUGCCAUAAAUGUGAUCUCUAUGAUGGAUACAAAUGCCUCAGUUCCAUGGGACGUUGCUGGAAGUUUAAUCUAUUGAGUUAUGAAAGGGUUUGUACCACAGAUCACUUUUACUUUAAUGAUCGCCUUACAGGGAGAUAUUUCUAUCGUUAUUCAACUCUAUCUUGUAGGGCUUGUGAAGAGGGAAUGAUCCGGCUAUUCCAUGACUUAGUGAGAGAAACGUAUUGCUGUAAUUCGGGAGACCGGUGUAAUGAUGGCGACAGGAGUAUGGAUCUUAUACAUCCAUAUCGAAGCAGACCGAAGGAGGACAAUCCAGAAUCUACUUAAGAUUUUAAACCGUCUCUCCCAGUAACCUUUGCCCUUCUGCUACCAAUGGCAACAUCAUCUCACAUUUUCUCAGACCUAAGCCCAACUCUCUGUUCCAGCAGAUCUACCUAUGGAAGCUCUUUCUCUUCCGCAUCAGUGCUUCUAAUAACAGGAAAGUGUAAAGCCAUAGGCCACAAAAACCCCAUCACUGCUUUCUGGUUGGAUUUGCCUGUCUUUGCUAUCUAAUACCUAUUGGCAAUCUUUACCUGCCCUUACGUUCUGAUGCUAAACCUGGGCUAAAGUCAGAGUUGUAAAGUUUCUGGAAAGGGAGCAAAGUAUUUUUCUGGUAGAGCUUCUGAGAGAAGAUCAGGAGAAAGCAGACUAGAUAGAAGUAGGGAUAACACAUCACAGGAGAUUUUUAGGAGAAAUAUUUGGGAGGAGAGUAGACGAGGUAUUUGAUGGACAGUAGAAAAGGCUCGUGUUAAGUAGGGGCUUGAGAAAGCUAAUGUGAAAUUAGAAAACUCUAACUUCUGUGAAAGGAAUAGUCAAUGUACUAGACCUCAGAGUCUUAGUGCCUUCCACCAUUUUGGGAAACUGUACCAAUCACAGCUACUCCUGACCACAUAACCUUAGCUCACCACGUUUCUAAUCAUCUUAUCUUGUUCUCAUGGCUAAGGCCAAGUAAAUCAGGAUAGACACUUGGCUGAGUGUUGGCCAAUUAAUCUCCUGGCAUAUGAGAAAUACUCUACCACCUAGUCCUCAAAAAUAUUUAUAUAUUACCUUGCCUUCAAUGCACUCUUUGAUAGAAAGCUGAAUGUUUUUCAUCUAUUGGCCCAGCUCUGCAACAGAUAAUGUCAAGGAGAGAUAAGAGUUUCAGAUCUUCACUGUAGUUUUCCUAACAAAAAUAAUAAGCUCUGAAAUGGCAAAACUUAAUCCCCAAAUUAUUCUUCACUCACUUUAGGUUAAAUUUUUUUUUGUCGUAUUAACCUUCGUAUGUGUUAGAAUCUACAGACACUAUUGUAUUUGGUUUUUAGUUAUAUAAUUAAAUACACAUAUAUAAUAUUAUACUAGGUUUAGUAGUAUUCCUUCUAAUAUCCAGGCUUAUGAUUGCUUAUCACUUUCUGCUGUAUUAUAGUUGCAUAAAUAGAACAAAAUAUUUUAAUAUACAAAUUAAUUUUAAAUAUUUGCAAUAUAUGUGAGCUGGGAUAGCCUCCAAAUUGUAUCAUGUUAGGAUGGAUAUUAUACUUUAGUAGCUUGAGAAGUAGAAAAUAUGGUAGAUUCUUCCAUUCAGGGUUGAUUUGUCCAUAAUUGGUUUAUAUGGAUAGCAUGGAGAUGCUAGCACGGUCCAAUAAUGAAAUGACUCGUGGGUGAAUUACUGCUCUGUGUUAGUGCUUAGAAUGGUCCCAAGCAAGAAACUAAGAGGAAAGCUUCAGACUAGAGAAGAGACUCAAUGUGGAUGGUGAAGAAGUUAACUGGUAGCAGAAAGAGUAGCAGCUAGACACUGAGUGAUACAGAUGAAUGGAGACUGACUUAUAGAGACUGACUCACAAUCUUGUAGCUAAGCUUGAAGUGAAGAUUCAUGAACCACUGUGGCGAAACCCCCAGAGUUUCAUCAUAUCCAGUCUGGCCCUCUAGGUCCAAUCUUCUCUAGCCUGUCCCAUUAUGUUUUCUGUCUUGGAUUGCCAUGAGAUUCUGACUCCUACAUUGCCCCAUGUUACAAUACCCCAUCACUCCUAAUUUUCUUGGUCCAAUUGAAGUACGUCUCUGUUCUUUACAUUUUAAUAAGAAAACCAAAUGGGAAGUAGAGGAAACAAUGAGGGAGGCCAGACCCUGAACAAGUGCAGUAAUUCUAGAUUCAGGUCCAGAAUACUGUUCCAGGGUGAGGAAUCCUUGCUUAGGGGUGAACCUAGACUGGCAAAAUUGAUCAAAGGAGGAAAACCGACUGUAUGGAACUAUAAACAUGUAGGAUUAUUAAUAUUAGGAAAAAAGGAUUUCUUUUGCAUAAGUGCAAAAUCCUAGAAAUCCAGUAGAAAUGUGUUCAUUAUUGACAAAAUAUCAGAAAACCACAUCUCAAAACUUUUGUUCUGUUUGCAAAUUUUGUACAAGUCAUGGUUAGAUGGAAUAUCAGGUGGCUGGCUCCAUAAUCUCAGUGUACUCUCUCUAGAGGCAUUAUAUGAUCUGGGGCUUACUAUUUGACCUCAUGUUUUUUAUGGACUGGCCUCUAAAACAACUGCUGAAUGUUUCAAAAUGUGCCUUGUGUGUAUUCCACACAUAUGUGUGGAUUGCCUGAUUUAUGCUGUAUUGGUGCUGCUAAUGGUGACAAAG
Molecule: messenger RNA, 4601 nt
Organism: Equus quagga
Lineage: Eukaryota; Metazoa; Chordata; Mammalia; Perissodactyla; Equidae
Product: prostate and testis expressed protein 13-like
Exons: 4
Coding region: 1875-2297 (140 amino acids)
Source: RefSeq, a predicted model, not a curated record